AUGACACCUCUUCGCUCUUCUCUCCCUUCUCUUUCACACGUUGACACUUCCACCAUAACCACAUCUACAACCAUGCUAGCUACAGCACAAACCACCAUCCACACGUUUCCAGAGUUCCAACCGCACUUUCGAACGUCGAUUAAACACAUUUCGCUGCAAGAUGCCCUCCCCCGAGACUUCUCCGACAUGUACGCGCCCGAGGUGGUCAACGACCCCUCGGUGCUGCUGGCGUCGGGACGACCCAUCUUCACACAGCGAGAGCUCAUUGACUGGACGAAAAACGACAUCCGAUCGCUGCUGAUUGUCUGCACCAAGCCCGACCACGGCCUGCUCCCCAUCUCCACCCCCGGCUUCCGAUACAUGUACCUGCCUCUGGACUCGACCGACGAGGAGAUUAUCGCCACUCUGGUGCAGUCGGACCUGUACCGAGAACACGGCUUCGACCCGUCCUUCCUGCGACAGACGGCCCAGUACACCGUGGAGGCCGCACGGAUGCGAGCCGACAACGCCAAGGUGCUCACCAAGCCCCAAUGGAGAAACAUCAUCGAGAACUACCUGCUCAACCUCGGCUGCGAGGCCCAGUGCCGAGCCGACUUCAAGCGUGCCUGCCAUAUGGCCAAGCAGCCCAAGUCCAAGCUGGCUCGGGCCCCUUCUCUGGAGCCCAUUGACGAGCACAAGUCUCUAUCUUCGUCGUUGCUUCGACAGGCUCUGCUCAACACUUCUCCUGAACUCAAGGCUGCAUCUCUCAAGAAGCGAAAGCUCAACAAGUCGGAAAAGCAGCAGAUCUGGGUCAAGGUCCAGACCGAGCUGUAUUCGCGGCUGGGUCUCAACUGGGCCGCUGACGACUUCAACUGA
Molecule: messenger RNA, 855 nt
Organism: Yarrowia lipolytica CLIB122
Lineage: Eukaryota; Fungi; Ascomycota; Dipodascomycetes; Dipodascales
Source: RefSeq, a predicted model, not a curated record